Molecule: messenger RNA, 654 nt
Organism: Centruroides sculpturatus (bark scorpion)
Lineage: Eukaryota; Metazoa; Arthropoda; Arachnida; Scorpiones; Buthidae
Exons: 4
Coding region: 1-654 (217 amino acids)
Biological process (GO): sensory perception of taste
Cellular component (GO): membrane
Source: RefSeq, a predicted model, not a curated record
AUGGUAAUUUACGUACCAUAUGUUAUUGUCAUAAGCGUGAUAAUUCAAAUUGCAGUUUAUUAUUACAUGCUUGUAACUGCCAUAAUAAGAAGAAAAGUGAACGAAGCCAAUCAGCAAUUUCAAUUUUUCUUCGAUCAUACAGAAAUGAUCCACAUGCUAAAAUCUGUGCAGAGACACCAUCUGAAAUGUCUACAGAUGAUAGAAGCAGCCGAAGAAUUCUUUAAGUUAUACAUUUUCUGUGUUUAUUCUGUCAUCAUUCCGACUAUAUUUUUGCUUUUCUGUAAUAUUUUUGUAGCGGAAUACUCGAACUACAACUAUAUUAUGUAUUUUCAUAUGUUAAUGUGCUGCGUAAUUGUCCUGGUCGUUACUUUAGAAGCCGCUGCACUAUCUUCCAAGGCUCACCAUCUAGAUUAUAUUUUACGUGAAGUUCCAGUUCUUGAAAUUCCGAAACGUCAAAUAUUUCAAAUUAAUACUUCGUUAGAAAGACUGAAAGGAUCAAGAAUUGGUUAUAGUUGUUUAGGAAUAUUUGUUGUUUCUAAUAACACAUUAACACAGAUAACUAGUGGCUUGACGACUUACAUCUUGAUGUAUAUGCAAAUGAGGCAAAAGUCGAAACAAAGUAAUUCUUCAACUGUAUCGACUACGAGUAAUUAA